AUGGCAAAGACUGUGCAAGCACAUUGGACAUCUAGCCAUGUGAAAGCCAUUGGCUGCUGGAGUGUCAAUGAUGCCUUUGCCAACUGCUAUGACCAUGACCUUCCACUCGAAGGGCUACAUGGUGCGGCCAUGUUCUAUGCGAGGAAGCAUGAGCAAUACUUCCUAGCUCAGGACUAUCUUGAGCCUCCAGCGGAGCUCUUCUCGCACAUUUUUCCAUGGGUUGAGCAGCAGAAUGCUGACCUGCAGCAGUGGGAGGCAAUGCUCAGGCGUGCAGGACAAGACAUUGCCUUGAAGGGCUUCCUGCGACUCCCAGUGUGGCUCCAUCAAGUCCUUAUACAGGAUGCUGCUGUCCUGUUCAUGAAAGACCCAACAUGCCCAAUAUUUGAGCUCAGGCCUUUUUGA
Suillus subalutaceus is the source of this 402-nucleotide messenger RNA. RefSeq lists its product as uncharacterized. The transcript has 2 exons. NCBI's taxonomy places the organism in Eukaryota, Fungi, Basidiomycota, Agaricomycetes, Boletales, Suillaceae. Gene Ontology annotation, molecular function: DNA binding. The record is from RefSeq and is a predicted model, not a curated record. Bases 1 to 402 code for a protein of 133 amino acids.